AUGCCGCCGCGUGUCUCCGCCUGCCUGUCUCUGUCCCAGCCCCUGCGCGGGUGCGCACAGGUGGAGGUGGGCCCCUUUGUGGGGAGCCCCGCGAACGUCACCAGGGCCAGGGGGCACUCAGGAACUCUUCGGUGUGAGCUUCAAGUCCAGGAGGAACCCCCUGAGGUGACCUGGCUCCGGGAUGGGCAGGUCCUCGAGCUGGCAGACAGCACCCAGAUCCAAGUGCCCCUGGGGGAUGACGACGGGCAAAAUGACUGGAAGGUGGUCAGCAAACUCAGAAUCGAAUCACUGCAGCUCUCAGACGCCGGGUGGUACCAGUGUGCGGUGGUCCUGGGUGGCCAGACCUUCCUGUCCCAGCCUGGCUAUGUGGAGCUGGAGGGCCUGCCCUACUUCCUGGAGGAGCCUGAGGACAGGAUGGUGGCCGCCAACCUCCCCUUCAACCUCAGCUGCCGGGCUCAGGGGCCCCCAGAGCCUGUGGACCUGCUCUGGCUCCGGGAUGCUGCCCCCCUGCCUCCAGCCUCCAGCCAGGGCCCCCAGCACAUCCUGCAAGUCCCAGGCCUGAACAAGACAUCCUCCUUCUCCUGUGAAGCCCAUAACGCCAAGGGUGUCACCACAUCCCGGACAGCCACCAUCACAGUGCUCCCCCAGAGGCCCAGAGACCUCCACCUGGUCUCCAGCUGGUCCACGGAGCUGGAGGUGGCCUGGACUCCAGGCCUGAGCGGCAUCUACCCCCUGACCCACUGCACUGUGCAGGCUGUGCUUUCAGACGAUGGCGUGGGCAUCCGGCUGGGAGAACCAGACCCCCCCGAGGAGCCCCUCACCUUGCAAGCCUCUGUGCCCCCACACCGCCUCCGCCUGGGCAGCCUCCGUCCGAAUGCCCCGUAUCACAUCCGGGCAGCUUGUACCAGCAGCCAGGGCCCCUCUCCCUGGACCCACUGGCUCCCUGUGCAGACCCUCGAGGGAGUGCCCCUGGGCCCGCCAGAGAACGUGAGCGCCGUGUUGAACGGGAGCCAGGCCCUCGUGCGUUGGCAGAAACCAAGGGAGCCUCUGCAGGGCACCCUGUUAGGGUACCGGCUAGCCUAUCGAGGCCAGGACACCCCUGAGGUACUCAUGGAUGUGGGCCUGAAACAAGAGGUGAUCCUGGAGCUGCGGAGAGAAGGCCUGGUGCCCAGCCUCAUGGUGUCUGUGGCAGCCUACACGGCGGCAGGCGAUGGGCCCUGGAGUCUCUCGGUGCCCCUGGAGCCCUGGCGCCCAGGGCCAGGACAACCAACUCACCAUCUGGUGAGCGACCCCCCAGCCCCCGCCUUCUCGUGGCCCUGGUGGUAUGUACUACUGGGAGCAGUGGUGGCUGCUGCCUGUGUCCUCGUCUUGGCAUUGUUCCUCAUUCACCGCCGGAAGAAGGAGACCCGCUAUGGGGAGGUGUUUGAGCCAACAGUGGAGAGGGGUGAACUGGUGGUCAGGUACCGCGUUCGCAAGUCUUACAGUCGCCGGACGACUGAAGCCACCUUGAACAGCCUGGGCAUCAGUGAAGAAUUGAAGGAGAAGUUGCGGGAUGUGAUGGUGGACCGGCAUAAGGUGGCCUUGGGGAAGACCCUGGGAGAAGGGGAGUUUGGAGCUGUUAUGGAAGGGCAGCUGAACCAGGAUGACUCGAUACUCAAAGUGGCAGUGAAGACGAUGAAGAUUGCCAUCUGCACAAGGUCGGAGCUGGAGGAUUUCCUGAGUGAGGCCGUGUGCAUGAAGGAGUUCGACCACCCCAACGUCAUGAGGCUCAUCGGGGUCUGUUUCCAGGGCUCUGAACGAGAGGGCUUCCCAGCGCCGGUGGUCAUCCUGCCUUUCAUGAAACACGGCGACCUUCACAGUUUCCUGCUCUACUCACGACUCGGGGACCAGCCAGUGUUCCUGCCCACUCAGAUGCUGGUGAAGUUCAUGACAGACAUCGCCAGCGGCAUGGAGUAUCUGAGCACCAAGCGAUUCAUCCACCGGGACCUGGCCGCCAGGAACUGCAUGCUGAACGAGAACAUGUCGGUGUGCGUGGCGGACUUUGGGCUCUCCAAGAAGAUCUACAACGGGGACUACUACCGCCAGGGACGCAUCGCCAAGAUGCCAGUCAAGUGGAUCGCCAUCGAGAGCCUGGCCGACCGCGUCUACACGAGCAAGAGCGACGUGUGGUCUUUUGGGGUGACAAUGUGGGAGAUUGCCACGCGGGGCCAAACGCCAUACCCAGGUGUGGAGAACAGCGAGAUUUAUGACUACCUGCGCCAGGGAAACCGCCUGAAACAGCCUGUGGACUGUCUCGAUGGACUGUAUGCCCUGAUGUCCCGUUGCUGGGAGCUCAACCCACGAGACCGGCCGAGCUUUUCAGAACUGCGGGAAGACCUGGAGGAUACACUGAAGGCCUUGCCCCCUGGCCAGGAGCCCGACGAAAUCCUCUACGUCAACAUGGAUGAGGGUGGGGGUUGGGCUGAACCCCUUGGAGCUGCUGGAGGAGCUGACCCCCCCACCCAGCCUGACCCCAAGGAUUCCUGCAGCUGUCUCACCUCAGCCGAGGUCCAUCCUGCCGGACGCUAUGUCCUCUGCCCAUCCACAGCCCCUGGCCCCACUCUGCCUGCCGACAGGGGCUCCCCAGCAUUCCCAGGGCAGGAGGAUGGAGCCUGAGACAACCUUCCACCUGGGACUCCUCUCAGGACCCAAGCUAGGCACUGCCACUGGGGGGCCCUGUCCCCCUACCAUUCCCUACUUGCCCACUCCCAGGCCUGUCCUCCACCUGCACCCCUCUUUUCCUAUCCAUUUCACCUCCAUCCCAGACAUCUCCUUCUCUGGGUCUUGGUGUCCAACUCUGCAAAAGGCGGUUGUUGGACUGCAGGCCUCAUGAGACCUCCCAGGCCUAACAUUCCAAGAUUCUAGAUUCUGAGGUCCAGAGAAUCUAGACUCAAAGGUCCUCGAUUUCAAAGAGUUUUUGGUUCCAAGGACCGGUCAUUCUAGUCUCCAAGGCAAACAUUCUAGACUUGGAGUUCCGAUGGCCUAACAUUCUAAACUCUGAGAUUGUAUGGUUCUAACAGUUCUUGUUUUAAGAUUCUUGAUAAGGGCUACCACGGUGUUAGGUCCUAAAGCACUGUGACUCUAGUUCUAAAAUCUAAGACUUCGGGUUAGAUUUUAUCUUCCUAGGAUUCUGGGUUCUUACAGUAUAAGAUUCCAGAUUCUAUCCUAGAGAGUCUACAAUUCUAGACCUAGAGAGUCUAGGGCCUAAUCUUCCAAAACUUGAUGUUCUAAGGCUGUUAGAGUCUGGAGCCUCCCGCUGUAAGACUCUGACUCUAGACCCGAUGACUUCAAGAUCUACUCUCCAUUUCUAAUAUUCUAAUAGUGGUCAGUCCUAAGGCUUUAUGAUCUUGAGUUCUCAGAUGAGAUUCUAGAAUCAAGUUUCCAGACUCGAAUCACGGCGAUUCAAAAAUCUAAUAGUCUUAAGAUGUGCUGGUCUAAGAAGAUAGAUUCAGUGUCUAGAUCAUGUUUCACAAUUCUAGAUUAUUCAACCCUGAGAUCCUAAUGUUGGUCUGUUCUACGCCAAGGUACCCUAGAGUCCACUGUUCUAAAACUCUGGGUUCUAUGCAUCUAAAUUUCUAAGACACUCACAGUUGUACAUUUCUAAAAUUCUAGAAGCCAAAGGUCUAGUCAUUUCUAAUGUCGCACACCUCUCGGUUCUAAGUUACAUUCUUUCUCUCUAGGAUUUCUGUUCUGCAGAGUCCAAGAAGCCACACUUCUACCAUUUUAAGAUUUGAGGCACGGUAGUUCUAAGACACAAAUGUUCAAAGUUUCUAAGACCCUACAGGCCCACAGACCUAUGAUAGUGGUACGGUUUCAAGGUUCUAGGUCCUUAGUAUUCUGGGUGCUCUCCCCUUCACCACCUCUGCUUCCUCCCCCCCUUCUGUGGGGUAUGCCACCCUCAAGCCUGUGCAAUGCAUUAAGGAUGCCUCUUUGCUCCCAGGGGGAUGAUCUUCCCUUUGGGGGUCAUGCUGCCCCCCCUGAGCCAGUCCCUGUGUGUGGACUCUGGUGCCUCUAGGGUUAAGGUCACAUAAAACGGUAUAACCACACGUCCGUCUCUUCUUGUCUCCAGCAGUGAUGUGGACCCUCUCCCUGCCAACCCAAGUUUCCCCGUCAAUAAAAAGUCUGGUCUGG
This is a messenger RNA of Echinops telfairi (small Madagascar hedgehog), 4170 nucleotides long. RefSeq names its product AXL receptor tyrosine kinase (gene AXL). NCBI's taxonomy places the organism in Eukaryota, Metazoa, Chordata, Mammalia, Afrosoricida, Tenrecidae. The record is from RefSeq and is a predicted model, not a curated record. Gene Ontology annotation, molecular function: protein binding; transmembrane receptor protein tyrosine kinase activity; ATP binding. Gene Ontology annotation, cellular component: signaling receptor complex. The coding region runs from base 1 to 2655 and encodes 884 amino acids. The transcript has 20 exons. Gene Ontology annotation, biological process: protein phosphorylation; multicellular organism development; positive regulation of phosphatidylinositol 3-kinase/protein kinase B signal transduction.